AUGGACCUUCCUCUACCCAAGCAUGAGGACUUGUUGCAGAUGGGCUUGCUUCAGAAACGCCGGGUUGGAUCCUUCUGCAUCUUCAUAUCGCACCAGUGGACCUCGCUUGAUGAUCCUGAUCCCGGUGGGCAGCAGCUGAAUGUCUUGAAAGCUUGCUUGCGCAACAUCUGCUACAAUGAACUCUCCGUCACGAACGAUGCAGCCUCGCAGUUCUUUGGAGACGUGAAGUCCUUGACCACGACGCAGAAAUCCCAAAUUAGGGAAGGCUUUCUUUGGCUGGACUGGAUCAGCAUUCCCCAGUCGGAGUCACAUGUACAAGCCUCGGAAUCAGUCCUCCCCGAACAGGAUUGGCUCAGCUGCUCGCGCACGUUUGCAUACAAGAGCUCGAAGCCACGGAGGCAUUCGAAGCAGGAGGAGUACAUUCUGUCCAUUCCUUCGUUUGUUCAGGCGUGCCAAAUCUUUGUGGCCCUGGUCCCACCAGUUCUUCAUCAUGACACAGGAAAGGUUUGCAACUUCAGCAGCUGGCUGUCGAGGGGGUGGUGUCGAGCGGAGAUGUGGUGCAAAAUGCUUCUUGGAGACCAGGACCUGCCCAUGGUCGUCAUCGCUGCUCCAGAUUUGGCGGAUUUUGCACGGCCAGUGAACUGGGUCGACUGCAUGCCUCACGAGGGGGUGUUCUCACAACCUGGUGACAGAGACGUGGUGAUCGAAAUCUUCGAGCAGGCACUUUCUCACCAGGUGACGUGGGAACGGGAUCCCAACAUGCGCCGCUACUUCUUGGCCCGUCGCGAGUCCCUCCUGGAUAAGGCAGAGAAGAAGCGAACCCUCAGCGAAUUCCUGCAAGACUUUGGCUUCAAAAGCCUUCAGCAGGCGAGGCGGGCCUCGAAGAAGGUCCUCAGUCCAGUAGCAUGUGCUGCCUUGGCUGGAGACACGCAAGUACUCCGCCACUUGUUAGAAGCAAGGUGCCCUGUGGACUGUAGCAUUGCGCCAUUGCUCAAAGUCGGUUUGGUGGAACUCCUCACGCCCGUUCACCUGACUGUGAUGCAGGGCUGGAGGCAGCCCUGGGUGCUUGAGCAGCUGCUGAACAGCCAAGCCGACCCAAACUUAGCAGGCAAGGGGAUUCCUCUCUUGGCCUGUUGCCGCACAGCGGAGGAUGUCGAGACCUUGGUACGUUACAGGGCCGAUGUGAAUGCAUGUGCAUCGCCAUUGCACGUCCCAGUGUUGGCCUUGGCAAGCGGAGAGAAUGUUAACCCACUGGUGAUCUCGAAGCUCCUGGAGCUGAGAGCCAAUCCCAAUGCUUCUCAGUCUGCCAUCGGGCUUGGAAUCAAGCAGCCGCUCAGCUUCCUCUCCAUCAACUCGAGGUCGAGUGCCUUUACUGUGGAGAUUGCCGAACUUCUCCUCAAAGCUGAGGCCGACGUGAACCUUCAGUCCUCAGCAGGUGCACCCUUUUAUUCCUUAGAGCUUCUCUGCCGGAUGUAUCUUCAAGUUGCUCCACCUCGCACUGGCUUUAUGAAGGCCGCAGCUGAAUGGAGCACCACGCCUUUAGGUUUCGCAUCUCUCUUCAGCAGCCCGGAAUUGGUGGAGGUGUUGUUGGCCCACAGGGCAGACCCAAACAUCCGAAACGCGCGUGGCAACCGGCCAAUUGAUUUGGCUACUUGCACCCUGGUUCGGAACCUUCUGCAGCCGGAGGGUUUUUUGGAUGGGGACCCAGACUGGCAGCCGGAGAACUGGGAAGUUCGUUCUGUGCACCUGUCCAGGAGUCUGCAGAUGCCCUUUUAG
Symbiodinium natans is the source of this 1776-nucleotide messenger RNA. The record is from the annotation of a GenBank genome assembly. NCBI's taxonomy places the organism in Eukaryota, Dinophyceae, Suessiales, Symbiodiniaceae.